AUGGCCUAUCACUCAGCCUACCGCGGCAUUGCGACGGGUGCCAACGGCGAAUUUGAUCACUUUGUGCGGACAAUCGACCCAUCACAUCUGGAAGGCGGGUAUUGGAGGUUCCAGACUAUCGACGAUGACCGGCGCGCAAUGGCCCGCGGCUUCACAACACCUGAGGGUGUUCUCCAAGCUGCCGACUCCAGCGACGACAGGUUCGACGAGAUCAUUCUAAGAUGGGUAAGGGGCGCAAACGAUACAAGCUUCAAGAUGGCGAUGUCGGGUACGGCGCAUCAUCAUCUCCAAACGAUCUACGAACUGCGCUCGAUGCUUCAUCUGCCCAUGUCGUCCAGAGGGCAAGUGCCGCUCUACCCAAUCAGCACCAACCCACGUCUUAAGCAGUACUGGGAAGCGAAAUACAGAGCCCAACGACCUACACCGAUCGAUCCCGCGAUUCAGCUACCAGAACGGCCCAUCUCAUCUCCAGUGACACCAGGGCCCAUACACCCGACUUCAUCGCAAGCUCAGCACGCAGAACCAGCGACACCGAAGUCCCCCGUUGGCAGAGUCACUAGGGCACGCAGCGCGAAGCUAUCACAAGCAGCGCGACCGAAGCCUGCAGGCCAAACUAAAUCAGUCAAGCAAAGCACCAGUGCUACUACAGCGCCUGCAGGCCAGCUUUCGCCCACAUCUCCAUCGUUAGAAAAGGUCAAGAUUCCACUUUCUCCUUCCAAAGCGAAAAGUCAGCAGCAGGCUCCCUCCCAACGCUUCGAAACGCCACCGUUGAUACCUGCACAACCUGGUCCGUCUAUUAGCGGGAACGUGCCUACGAUACCGCGAGCUGCGUUAGAAUGGGGAUUGCAGUCGUCAUCAAAACAAGCAACAUCCAAUGCUAGCAAUGGAGUAUCUCAACAUAACUGGGUUCACCCGUCUGCCCGCGUCUCCGCUGUACGAUAUUCUCCUUCUGCAGCUCUUCCACAACAGCAAGCCCAGUCCAAGAGUGCUGCAGACCCUUUGCCGAAGACUACCGCCUCGGUUUCAGGAGCUUCCAAUGCUUCGAACAUACCGAUCCGAUCUCCGACAAGCGGAAGACAAGACCAACAUAUCGAGAAGACAUACACUGGGCGCGAGAUACCGAAGCCGGGAGCCGAUGACCGAGCGGGUGGUCUCAUCACAGACUCCACCGCCAACAAAGGACACAGACGGAUCGCCACUCCGACAACGCCAUCCGCUUUCGACGAUGAUGAUAGCAUCACCGGUGUUUCAACAAGCCCGCGCGUGCCGUACAAUGCUACCUCAAAGACUCCAACAAAUGAACCGCAAGAAGUGCCAUUCAAUGGUAUAGGUAACCCGUUACCGUUACCGUUACCAACAAGCUCCUCAGCGCAUCAUACCAAAUGUAUAAAUAUCGAAAAGCCAAUUGCGGCCGCUGGAGCGUGCGACACGCCAACUAAUGGGCAGACUUAUGCUUCUCGGGCGAAACAACAGCCGUCAAUCAGUGACCUCCGGUCGCCCAGCAUAUCAGGCUCACGCCCAUCGGGUACCAAAGCUGCAGGCGUAACGGAGAAGCCUGUAGAGACCAUUCCCGAGCCGUGGGGCAGCUACAUGAAAGGCCUUGAACAGCUGCCAUGUGUGGAUUGCGGAGAAGAUGAAGGGCACCUGCCGGAUUGCAAUCUCGGUAACAUUAUACCGAUGCAGAACCUGACCGUCCUAGACUAUCGCACCCUUGCUGAUGCUGUCGAGCAGUUCGAUCCCGGCCCAUGGACAACCCACUUCGUCUCUCCUGAACCCGAGCCUGAAGACGUAGCGACACAGAUGCGAGGCUUGGCUGCGGUUAUACGGAAUGAGGAUAGCUACAAACAAGAUGCCGAGCUUCAAGGGCUACCUGAUGACCUCAUGAUGAUGUUGUGGGCUUUCAAGACUUCGGACAAUGUUCAAGUUAUCAAUGAGGAUGAUUGGGAUUCCGGCAUCGGCGAGUUCGAGAUGUGGUGA
Alternaria arbusti is the source of this 1977-nucleotide messenger RNA. RefSeq lists its product as uncharacterized. Bases 1 to 1977 code for a protein of 658 amino acids. The record is from RefSeq and is a predicted model, not a curated record. Lineage: Eukaryota; Fungi; Ascomycota; Dothideomycetes; Pleosporales; Pleosporaceae. The transcript has 3 exons.